This is a messenger RNA of Monodelphis domestica (gray short-tailed opossum), 1799 nucleotides long. It is a transcript of the gene TNFSF10, whose product is annotated as TNF superfamily member 10. Gene Ontology annotation, biological process: immune response. Lineage: Eukaryota; Metazoa; Chordata; Mammalia; Didelphimorphia; Didelphidae. Gene Ontology annotation, cellular component: membrane. Gene Ontology annotation, molecular function: tumor necrosis factor receptor binding. The record is from RefSeq and is a predicted model, not a curated record.
AUUUUCUCUUCCUCAAACUCCCAGUGAAAAAUAAACCGGGAGUCUGCAGCUCUUCAAAAUGAUCUGACCUAUUUGGGAUGUGGUCGUCCAGCCUCUAGGGACUGGCUGUGGCUCUAGUUAUGUCUCUGACGACCCCCAGCCUCCACGGUGGCCUCAGCCCUGCCCAAGCCUGUGGGCUAGUCGUCUCCUUCUCGCUGCUGAUCCAAACCUUUCUGACUGCAGCUACUUACUUCUACUUCACUAACGAGCUGAAACAGUUGGCCCAGCUACAGGAGGCGAAUUCUCAAAGUGGCCUGCAUUGCCUUACGAAAGAAUACUUGGGAGCCAUGAUGGGUAAUAGUGAUCCCAGUAGCACUACGGAGCCGAUAGACUCUGUUUGCCUACAGGUCAAGUGGCAUCUCCAGCAGCUUAUUAAAAAGGAGCUUUUGACAAUCUAUGAAGAUUCUUCUACAAGGCAAGGUAAGAGGCAGAACAAUGUUUCUGGAGCCAGAGAGGGCUUUAAUCAGAGUGCUAUCCAGAGUGUCGCAGCUCAUCUCACUAUAAACAGGCAGAUCAGUCCUCCCUUUUCUAGAACUUUGAUGCCUGGGAGCACUUUGGGCUGGAAAAUCAGGUACUGGGAAUCUUCAAGGAAAGGACAUUCAUUCCAACAUAACAUGGACUUGUUGGAUGGUGAACUCAUCGUUUCCCAACCUGGAUAUUAUUAUAUCUAUUCCCAAACCUACUUUCGAUUCCAAGAGUCAGAAGAAAGUUCUGUGUCGACUUUGAAUGGAGAGAAGAGUAAACAAUCCAAACAGUUGGUCCAGUACAUUUACAAAGUGACAAGUUACCCAGAACCCAUCCUACUCUUGAAAAGUGCAAUGACUACCUGUUGGUCUAAAGAUUCAGAAUAUGGACUGUAUUCCAUAUAUCAAGGUGGAGUGUUUGAGUUCAGGGAGAAAGAGAGGAUCUUUGUCUCUGUCAGCAAUGAGAAAUUGGUUGAUAUGGACAAAGAAGCCAGUUUUUUUGGUGCUUUUCGAAUUGGCUAAAUACAAACAACAACAACAACAACAACAACAACAACAACAACAACAACUCGCCACCACUACUAUUGUGUGUGCUGGGUGAAACAUAGCAACAAUAGACUUUCUGGAAAUUGGUCCUGCUAUGAAGACACUAAUCUGAUAAAGAUGGGAACUAGACCCUGUGCUAAGUGCUGCAGAUACUAAUAUGAAAAAGAAAUCUAGUCACUGCUCUGAAGAAGGUUAGACUUUAAUGAAGAGAAAGUCAACUAGGUGGUCCAGUGCAUGGAGAGCCAGAUUUGGAGGCAGGAGGUCCUGGUUCAAAUUUGGUCUCAGACACUUCCUGGCUGGGUGAUCCUGGGCCACUCAUUUGAUCCCAUUUAUGUAAUCUUCUGCCUUAAAAGUGCUAUUUAGUAUCAGUUCUAAGACAGAAGGGUUAAGGGCUUAAAACCAAACCAAACCAAACCAGCUUAAUGGAGACAGACAAUACACAAAAGAAGGGUGACAAGGGAGUAUGAAGGUACCCACCUCAGAGGAAUGAUGGAAUUCAAUCCAAAGCAGUGAAGUGAAGUGAGAAAAGAAGAGAUGACUGGUCUUGGAGACCUUUCAACAUAUUUUUUAUUUUUUAUUUAUUUUUUAUAUAUUUUUUCAUAAUUACAUAUGUAUAUAAAUUUUUUUUAGUGUAUGUUUUGCAAAAUUAUACAAACUAUGUCAUCUCCCUUUUCCCCCUCCUUUUCCCCUCCCUGAAAUGGUUAGCAACUUGUUCUGGAUUAUGUAAGAUUAAAAUUAAUAUCCAAUAAC